Acanthoscelides obtectus is the source of this 770-nucleotide messenger RNA. Lineage: Eukaryota; Metazoa; Arthropoda; Insecta; Coleoptera; Chrysomelidae. The record is from the annotation of a GenBank genome assembly.
AUGGAUACGAGAUCUGAUGAAGCUUACGCGGUGAUGAAACACCUGUCAAGCAACAUAAAAAAGCGCGAUAACUUCGAUGUUUAUGGGGAAUAUGUAGCGAACACAUUACGCAAUCUUCAAAACAAAUCAAUUGUGGCCUCUACGAAAUUUCAAAUUAAUAACAUUCUCUAUCAAGCAGAAAACGCAGACAUGUCAGAAAAUACACCUGGGCCAUCCAUAUCAUCCACCACACCAACAUGGUCUGCUCCAUCUACACCCUGCCCUACUUCAUGUUCAAUCGACAAUCAGUCAUGUACUGAAGAUACUAUGCACUUGGGGGAUUCCGUAGUAGUGAGUGCAACGAUACUGGAUGAUGUCCUCCACAACACGGCGGCAGUGGUGGCGAACUGUUCCUCCUGCUGGAGGAACGCCUCCUCGAGCAACUCGACAACGAACGACACCGCAGUGUUGGACGACGAGGACGUGCCAACGACCAGUACAGUUGUUAUCAUAUUCUUAUCUACUAUAUUAGGCCUUAUGAUUCUUGUUACCGUUGUAGGUAACGUAUUUGUUAUAACUGCAAUAUUUAUCGACAGGAAUUUGCAAAGUGUUGCUAACUACCUCAUUGUUUCCUUGGCUGUUGCUGAUUUGAUGGUUGCUUGUCUAGUUAUGCCAUUAGAUAAGCAACAACUGGAUGAUGGGUCCAGAAGUAUGUGAUAUGUGGACAUCGAUUGAUGUUCUUUGUUCCUCAGCUUCUAUAUUACAUUUAGUAGCCAUUGCGUUAGACAGGU